AUCAAUUUGAGAGUGCUGGUGGAAGUCCGUAGCCACAAGUUUGGAAACGACCACCUGGACCCCGACCUAAUUGGACGCACGAGCCACGUAUUUGGUGGGGCCAGCAUAACAGCCAGCUGCUUAGUAUGGCUUUCGAGAGGCGUACAAAGGAGACAACGAGCUUCGAUCAACCCAACUUCGGCGCCUUUUUGUAACGACCGUCCAGCUCUUUUCGCCAGCUACCUUUCCUCAGUGCUGGUAAUUUCUCCUCGGCUGGCCCGUCGCGGGCGAUUGUGAUCUGUCAACAUGAGUUCUCUGAAGCAAUUCAUCCGCAAUGUGCGUGCGGCCAAGACCAUCGCCGACGAGCGCGCCGUCAUUCAGAAGGAAAGCGCGUCGAUACGAGCAAGCUUCAGAGAAGAGAGCGGAGACCACAAUGUCAGACGUAACAAUGUGGCCAAGCUGUUGUACCUCUUUACCCUCGGUGAGAGAACACACUUCGGCCAAAUAGAAUGCCUCAAGCUUCUGGCGUCGCCACGCUUCGCAGACAAGCGUUUGGGACACCUGGCCACUAGCCUGCUGCUCGACGAGAAUCAGGAGGUCUUGACAUUAGUCACCAACUCACUGCAGAAUGACCUUGCCCAUAGUAACCAAUAUGUCGUCGGUCUGGCGCUCUGUACCCUUGGCAACAUUGCUUCCAUUGAGAUGUCCCGAGAUCUCUUCUCGGACAUCGAGAAGAUAAUAUCGACGAGCAACCCCUACAUUAAACGAAAAGGCGCCCUGUGCGCCAUGAGGAUAUGUCGAAAGGUGCCCGAUCUGACGGAACAUUUCGUUGAAAAGGCGGCUGCAUUGCUCACCGACAGGAACCACGGUGUUUUGUUGUGCGGUCUCACACUCGUCACCAGCAUGUGUGAAGCAGAUGAGGAAGAGGGCGGCGAAGAGGGCAUUGUUGACAAGUACAAGCAGUUCGUGCCGGUGCUGGUGCGAACGCUGAAGGGGCUUGCCACAUCUGGGUAUGCCCCCGAACACGAUGUUACCGGCAUUACCGAUCCCUUCCUGCAAGUCAAGAUUCUGCGGCUGCUUCGAGUACUUGUCCGUGGCGACCCCGAGGGUACCGAGCAGAUCAAUGAUAUCUUGGCCCAGGUUGCGACAAAUACCGACUCGUCCAAGAAUGUUGGCAACUCUAUUCUCUACGAGGCUGUACUCACUAUUCUGGACAUAGAGGCUGAUUCGGGACUCCGAGUGCUGGGUGUCAACAUCCUUGGAAAGUUCCUCACAAACCGCGACAAUAAUAUUCGAUAUGUUGCAUUGAAUACGCUCAUCAAGGUGGUUGCUAUCGAACCCAAUGCCGUCCAAAGACACCGAAACACCAUCCUCGAGUGUUUGAGAGAUCCCGAUAUCAGCAUUCGACGGAGAGCGCUGGACUUGAGUUUCACGCUCAUCAACGAAAGCAAUGUCCGUGUUCUGAUCCGGGAGCUCUUGGCAUUCUUGGAGGUUGCAGACAACGAAUUCAAGCCUACCAUGACUAGUCAGAUCGGCAUCGCUGCGGAUAGAUAUUCCCCUAACAAGAGGUGGCACAUUGAUACCAUGCUGAGAGUCUUGACUCUGGCUGGAAACUAUGUCAAGGAACCUAUCAUGUCCUCCUUCAUUCGACUUGUUGCUACUACACCCGAGCUGCAGACUUAUGCGGUUCAGAAACUAUACGCUAACCUGAAGAAGGAUAUCACACAAGAAAGCUUAACCCAAGCCGGAGCUUGGUGUAUCGGCGAAUAUGGAGAUUCGUUGAUACGCGGGGGUCAGUAUGAAGAAGAGGAACUUGUCACGGAGGUCAAAGAACAUGAGGUUAUCGAUUUGUUUUCCACCAUCCUCAAUAGCAGUUACGCCACGCAAGUAUCAACCGAGUACAUCGUUACAGCAUUGAUUAAACUCAGCACACGGCUAUCCGACGCGUCUCAGGUUGAACGAAUUAGGCGGCUCAUUCAGCUACACCAGACUAGCUUGGACGUCGAGGUGCAACAGAGGUCCGUAGAGUAUGGCAAUCUCUUCUCGUACGAUGAGAUACGCCGCGGUGUUUUGGAGAAGAUGCCACCGCCACAAAUCAAGGAGUCGUCCCGAGUGCUAGGCGAAGCUAGCCUGAAGACCAAGAGGGCGGCAAACCGGAAAUCCAAACUUGUCGCGAAACCGACCACGGAUCAAGAUCUGCUGGAUCUUAUGGGAGACACCAGCUCGCCGUCUUUGACGUCAACGACAAACGGCGGACAGAGCAACACGGAUCUCCUCGCAGACAUCUUGGGUGGCACCUCAUCAGGCCCAACUUCUGGUUCGCCCGCGCCGCAACAAUCUAAUGUUUCUUCUAUUAUGGAUCUCUUUGGCGGCGGCCCAUCUGGGUCUCCUGCCCCUGCCGCAGCACCCGCCAGCUUCGGCUUGGAUGCCUUUGGUGGUAUGGGUACUCCACCUCAGCCUCAAGCUGCACCUCGAGCCCCUGCCGGUAUCCCUUGCUACGACACCAACGGCGUCAACGUGACGUUGCAACUCCAGCGGAACACAGAGGGUGCCGUCCAGGUUCUGAGCCGAUUCCGGAACAACUCGGGGGUUCAAGUAUCCAAUGCUGGUUUACAAGCUGCGGUGCCGAAGUCCCAAAAGCUGCAGCUGCUGAGUAUUUCGAACACGGAAAUUCCGCCGGGUGGUGAAGCAACGCAGAUGAUGAGGAUCAUAGGUAGCAAGGGACCUCUGAGAUUACGUUUGAGAAUCGGUUAUUCACAUCCUUCGGCAGGACAAGUUGUGGAUCAGGUGAACUGGACGGAACCAUCUUGAGUGCUAGCAUACGCGAAAUAAAAGGAGGCUCAGGUGUCCGAUAUCCCACUUUUGCAGCUAUUGUUUUGACUUGGAUGCGUGUGAGCGACUUGGUGAUUAGAAUUUAGAUGACGCACGAAAUGUUUAGUCUUCAAAAUAACGAAUGAACUAACAGUUGUCAAUGACGGACGAAAUAGUACUGGGCUGGCGAAAUAUGCAAUAUUACAGAUGGAAUUAUAUCAUGUGAAUUUGUCAGAUAGGGUCAGUAAUAACUUGGUCAGAAAGCUACUAUGCUAAGCGGUCUUUUUGCUCUAAUAUUAGCGGAUUUGAAGACACGGAAGGCGUACAGUAAACGGUAGACGAC
Messenger RNA from Pseudomassariella vexata, 3133 nucleotides. RefSeq names its product adaptin N terminal region-domain-containing protein. Gene Ontology annotation, cellular component: membrane coat; AP-1 adaptor complex; Golgi apparatus. Gene Ontology annotation, biological process: receptor-mediated endocytosis; intracellular protein transport; Golgi to vacuole transport. Gene Ontology annotation, molecular function: clathrin-cargo adaptor activity. The record is from RefSeq and is a predicted model, not a curated record. The transcript is spliced from 5 exons. Lineage: Eukaryota; Fungi; Ascomycota; Sordariomycetes; Amphisphaeriales; Pseudomassariaceae. The coding region runs from base 286 to 2790 and encodes 834 amino acids.